AUGCAGCCACAAGGUUCAGCAAACGAAAGUCAUGAAGUGGAGUCAAGCAGAACGAGACGCCGUAGAAGGGGCUUUCGUGCAUCAAUACGCCUCGCUACAGCCGCCGCCAUUGUUUAUGAUGAGUACCGGGUACCAAGGCCGAUGCAUAACUCUGCUUUAAGGGGUAUAGACAAAGUGAACGAGUUAUUAGCAAAUACUAAUGAGGCUGCAAUGUUUAACAAGGUGCGUAUGGGACCACGUGCAUUUAGGAUUCUUUGUGAAAUACUAAUAGAGAGAGGUUUGUUACAACCAACAAACAAUAUGAACGUCCCAGAACAAGUAUUUGUCUUCUUAACCAUCGUUGCACAAAGUCAAACUAAUCGUGAGUCACAAGAUGUAUGGCAACAUUCGGGGGAGACAAUUUCACGAAGAUUCAGUGACGUCCUAGGUGCAAUUUGUGCGUUGCACGAUGAUUUCAUUAAACCUCCCAACUAUGACAAAGUUAGUGAUUUUGUCCGUGGCAAUCGUCAUAGAUAUGGGACUUGGUUUAACGUAAGUUUUGUUUCUCAGUCUUAUCAGUAUGCCACAACUUUGGUUUAUAAACACACUAACAUAUUUCAUUAUGGAUCUGUUGUUCAGGACUGCAUAGGUGCAAUUGACAGGACUCAUAUACCGUGUACACCGAUUGGUGUUCAAAAUCAGACUGCGUACCGCAAUAGGAAAGGGUUCAACUCUCUUAAUGUAAUGGCAGCCUGUUCAUUCGAUAUGAAGUUCACAUACAUAUUUAGUGGUUGGGAAGGUUCAGCACAUGAUGCACGAGUGCUUGCGGAUGCGGUCGCCGAACCCAAGUUCAAAUUCCCACAUCCACCGCCUGGAAAAUACUAUCUUGUUGACGCGGCGUACGCAAACAAUAGUUGUUUUCUUGCUCCGUACAGAGGUGGGACUUACCACUUGCCUGACUACCAAAGGAGAAGUGGUGGAUUUAAGGGACCUAAAGAUGUUUUUAACUACAAACACUCAUCCCUGCGAAAUUGUAUAGAGCGGACAUUUGGUGUUUGGAAGGCUAGGUUCCCUAUAUUAAGGCGGACCAAUAACACUUAUCCAAUGACUAAACAAGUGAAGAUUCCAGUGGCAUGUGCAAUCUUACAUAAUUUCAUUCACAUAGUAAAUGAGGGGGACUCGCUUCUAAAUCAGUACUAUCGUGAUGGAGUACCGGUUAGUGAAAUAGAUCCAACCAAUAGUGAUGGAUUUGAUGACGAUGACGAUGACGACAAUGUCCCCGAGGAGCCAACAGUAACAGGAGCUACAGUUAGCCGAACAGAGAUGGGUCAUUUUAGGGAUCGCCUAGCGAAUGACAUGUGGGUGGAAUAUCAAAGAAGCCGCGGGAGACAAGGUUGA
This is a messenger RNA of Morus notabilis, 1377 nucleotides long. RefSeq lists its product as uncharacterized. The transcript has 2 exons. Lineage: Eukaryota; Viridiplantae; Streptophyta; Magnoliopsida; Rosales; Moraceae. The coding region runs from base 1 to 1377 and encodes 458 amino acids. The record is from RefSeq and is a predicted model, not a curated record.